Piliocolobus tephrosceles (Ugandan red Colobus) is the source of this 2570-nucleotide messenger RNA. It is a transcript of the gene CHIC2, whose product is annotated as cysteine rich hydrophobic domain 2. The record is from RefSeq and is a predicted model, not a curated record. The coding region runs from base 339 to 836 and encodes 165 amino acids. The transcript is spliced from 6 exons. NCBI's taxonomy places the organism in Eukaryota, Metazoa, Chordata, Mammalia, Primates, Cercopithecidae. Gene Ontology annotation, cellular component: Golgi-associated vesicle; plasma membrane.
AGCCGGCUGCUCCCGCUGCGGGUGGCUCAGGCUGUUGCUGUGGUUGCCUGAGUUGCUGCUGCUGCGGCGGCGUCUGUGCUUGUGGAGGUGUUGGCCUCUGGGCGGAUGUUGACAUUGUGGUGGUGUUAUUGCUGAUGGUAAUGGCGGCGGCGGUGGCGGCGACGGUCCCGACCUCAUCUCCUCUGUAGCCGGAGCCAAGAGAGCCGACAGCGAACUCCGCGGCCUCGGAGCCGGCGGCAGCGGCGACUCCCCUCAGCCUCCGCCGCCUCGCCCGCGGGUACCCCGGCGCCAAUCCCGGGAGUCAGGCCCCUUUGGGCAGGGGCGCUCGGAGGCUCAGGAUGGCGGAUUUCGACGAAAUCUAUGAGGAAGAGGAGGACGAGGAGCGGGCCCUGGAGGAGCAGCUGCUCAAGUACUCGCCGGACCCGGUGGUCGUCCGCGGCUCCGGUCACGUCACCGUAUUUGGACUGAGCAACAAAUUUGAAUCAGAAUUCCCUUCUUCAUUAACUGGAAAAGUAGCUCCUGAAGAAUUUAAAGCCAGCAUCAACAGAGUUAACAGUUGUCUUAAGAAGAACCUUCCUGUUAAUGUACGUUGGCUACUUUGUGGCUGCCUUUGUUGCUGCUGCACGUUAGGUUGCAGUAUGUGGCCAGUUAUUUGCCUCAGUAAAAGGACACGAAGAUCGAUUGAGAAGUUAUUAGAAUGGGAAAACAAUAGGUUAUACCACAAGCUGUGCUUGCAUUGGAGACUGAGCAAAAGGAAAUGUGAAACGAAUAACAUGAUGGAAUAUGUCAUCCUCAUAGAAUUUUUACCAAAGACACCGAUUUUUCGACCAGAUUAGCAUUUACUUUAUUUAUAGAGACUUUCCAAGUAUGUUGUCUUUCCAAUGGUGCCUUGCUUGGUGCUCUCCUGGUGGUGACAUAACAUUGGUUCUACAGAAUCGUGUGGUGUUUUGUUUGUUUGUUUGUUUGUUUGUUUUUAAAUAACCGCAUGUUCUAAGUGUGCAUUUUUGUCAAUCUUUGCAACAGUUACUUCAUAUAGAUGUUUAAUACUUAAGUUAUUGUGCUCUUUUCUGUUAUGUAUUCUGAUUUUCAAGGAUUACUUUUUUGUAUUAUCAAAAAAAUACAUUUGAACUUAGCAUAAAAAGUGGCCAGCCUUUUUUAUUUUGUCACCAAGGUACACACAGUCCUUUAUUUAUAAAUUCCUUAACAGAGAAAAACACCUUUGUAAGGCUCAAAUUAUCUAUUCCAGCAAGCACACUUUUUGUAUCAUUUUUUCUUUCUUUUAAAAUUUGAUAUUGUCAUUAUUUUAAAAUAGUAAGUUUUCUUUAAUAGCCUUUUGGAACCUAACAUAUCCUUUCUCAUACAAUUUCUAAUGCUCUGUUUAUGGCAGAUAAUCUGUAACAUUAUGAAGACCUAUCAAAAAGUUUUAAGAGUAUUUCUGUCUUCAAAGGUAGUAAGACAGGAUUAAAUUUUUAUUAGAAUAGACAAAUCAGUGAAUGGUAUGCAUGUAUCUAGUGGUUACUAGAACUCAGGAUCGCAGAAUAUAGUAGCAUCACAAUCUGUGUAUAUUUUUGAUCAAGAUGAUAAUAAUGGCCUUACUUGGGUUAUUUUUAUUGUUUAUCAAAUCUUAUUUACAAAAGAGUGGAAGUAUUCCUUUACACAAUUUCUAAGGAAAAUAUUUCUUCCAAUCUAUCACAAUUACAGAAUGGAUAUAUGUUUCUGAAAAGUUUUUGAAAGAAAGUAAAAGUUCUAAAACUAAAAGUAAGCUGCUAUUUAAUAUCCCAUUGAUAUUUAGAACCGAUUGUUAAUAAGAAAUGGAGAAUGCAUUUAGUACUGUUUUUAUCCACUAGUUCACUUUCAGUACAGUUAUGUAUACUUGUUUUGAUUGAGAGUGUGACACAUAUGUUAAAUCAGAUUAGCUUGUUUCUUUUAAAUAUACAUAUACACACAUACAUAUUUUUUUUCUCCUUUUUGUUGUGCAUAUCUCUAUGCAUUUUUAAACUUUUAGAUUUGUGAAUGACCUAUGUAUAAAUUUUUGUUUUUAUGAACCAGAAAUUAUACAAGUUUUAAUGUGUGUCCAGAACUUGUUCCAUACAACUGUGGUAUCGAGCAAUAAUGUCAAUAACUUUUGGAAUUAUAUAAACUAUGCUUAAUAAUUUGUAUUGAGAAUUGGUACCACUAUACAAUACUUUUUUCCUUGUAUUAAAUCUUUUAAAUACCAGUUUCAUUAAUUUAUAUACCUGUAUUUUUAAAAGUAUUUCUUUGUACUUCUUCAAAGUACUGUAAUCCUAUAUAAAUUUGAAUAGUCACAUGCCAGUAUCUCAUGUCCUAUAUCCUGUCUUGGAUAUUAGGAGCUAUCUUAAAAACUAGGAUUAAAAUUUUUUUUUUUUUUUUGGUUUGAGAAUUAUAUGUUUUCUUUGCCCCCCAAAUAACAACUUGAAUUUGUAGAACACUUUUCCUGUGAAGAGCUCAAAGUAUAAAGAAUUCAAAUACUUCUUAUUUUAUUUAACUUGUAUCUAGGGUGUGUCCUACCAUCUUAAAGUAGUGCAAUUAAAAAUAAUGCCAUCUAGAAA